UGAUAUCGCCGUCGCUAUCUCGUGGUUCCAGACUGUAAUAUUUCAGUUCUCGCCUACCGGAAUUUGAUUAUACUACUCCCAGACAUCCACAAUGACUGAUACUCAGCUCACCCCCGAGGUAACAUGGGCCCAGCGCUCCUCCACCACCGAUGCCGCCCGCAACUACCUCUACGUCAACCUGAACACACCGGAUGUCCCCAAGAGCUCUGCUGACCUCUCCAUCACAUCGUCAAAUGUGACGUUCACCGGGACAACCACCAAGUCUGUCAAGUACCACGUCUCGCUCGACCUGUUCGACGAGAUCGAUCCCGAGAACAGCAAGGUGAACCACACUGACCGGGGGGUUGAACUGAUUCUGCGCAAGAAGGAGCUCAAGGAGGAAUACUGGCCUCGUCUGCUGAAGACUGCCAAGAAGGCUCACUUCAUCAAGACGGACUUCGACAAGUGGGUUGAUGAGGAUGAGCAGGAUGAGGCUGUUGAGGAUGACUACGCAAACAACUUCGGCGGAUUCGGCGGUGAGGAGGGUGGUCUCGGUAACAUCGACUUCUCCAAGCUGGGAGGCUUUGACGGUGCCCCCGGGCUUGGCGCCGAGGGUGGUGAGGAAGAAGAUGACGAGGAUAUGCCCGAGUUGGAGUCGGCUGAAGACAGCCCCCAGGGAUCGAAGAAGAUCGAGGAGGUCGCCUAGAUUGACGGUGUGAACAAAA
This is a messenger RNA of Penicilliopsis zonata CBS 506.65, 704 nucleotides long. RefSeq lists its product as hypothetical. Gene Ontology annotation, cellular component: cytosol; nucleus. The record is from RefSeq and is a predicted model, not a curated record. The coding region runs from base 92 to 685 and encodes 197 amino acids. Lineage: Eukaryota; Fungi; Ascomycota; Eurotiomycetes; Eurotiales; Aspergillaceae. The transcript is spliced from 4 exons. Gene Ontology annotation, biological process: protein folding; chaperone-mediated protein complex assembly. Gene Ontology annotation, molecular function: protein-folding chaperone binding; Hsp90 protein binding.